AGGCUUAGUGCGCUCUUCAGGGGGGUAGCUGCUCGACGAGUUACUACGAAGUAAUGUAGUACAUAAAGGUUUCUCAUUAUAGUUUUUCAACGUAAACAUCUGUGUCUUCAUAUCCACACAAUCAACUACAUAAAUUCAUUUUCAAACACAAGGGAAAGAAAUGGCUCGUUCUAAGCAAAGUUCUAAGCGUGGGUCUCGCGAUGAGACCUCGUACCGCGAAAUGCUGGGUGCUGUCGAUGCUUCAGCGCAUCCGAUUAAGACAGUGUUUGCGCCUCCACCCAUUUCUGGUCCCGACACUGAGUUCGGUGCGCGUCUAGCCCGUCCUCUGGUAGCCAAAAAGAAGCCGGCGCUAGCGAAGCAAAAAAGUGUCGAGAGUAAUGGAAGCGGGAGUAGUGCUGGUGGGGGUGUGGGAAAUAUUAAGAAACUCGAUAGCACUUGGACGACCGGUUCUGAUAUGAAAGAUAGUUCUGGUCUCCUAUAACACUGAAACAGCACCAAAAACAAGUAACACGUGUUCAACUAGAAAAACAAGAAUAAGAGGAGAGCUAAAAACAAAGCAUCAAAAAGCUUGAUCCGAUCAUAAUUCAUGAGCGCUAUCCACACUCUGUCGUCCCCGUGCUAGAGGAGGAUAAAGAUAAAUAUGAAAAUCCCUCUAAUUUUUCCAAGCAACCCAACACUGGAGACGAUCGCGAAACUGGUUGUUCUCAGAAUGGUGAGGAAAAUGUUGUGAAGACUUUUCCGAUGCCUCGCAUUCGCACAGCGGAAGAGGAGUAUUAUGCUUACAUGCGAAAGCUACAGGAAAAUGGCUUACAACCAGGAGUAGUUGGAGCAUCUUCUGGCGCAUCGAUGAAUGCGACCAAUACAGCCAAUCCUGCCACUUCUAUGAUGGCGAACAGUAACUACUACAACAAUUACGUAGCUCCACAUCCACAAACACAUUCUGCGACGACGACCACAACGACAAGUGGCACAACAACAACAACAAUGUCGAAUUACUACGUUCCACCUUCAACGAGGAUUGUGAGUUCUUCGCCAACCAGCAAUGUUGAAACUACUACUGUUAAGGGUUACACCGAAUUGCAUCCUUCACUGCCAUUCUUGACCUAUUCUCCAAUAGGAAAGCGGUCAAGGAUGAUCUGAGAAAUGUAAUUGGGCAACCCCUAAUACAACUGGUUACAACAUGAGCCAAGAAGGAGAUGAUACUAAGGAUUUUUCAGCUCAGAAAUCUUGUGCUACCUUGAAUACUGAGGAAAACGAUGAAACAGACGAGACAUCGAGUGAUGAAGAGGCUUUUGCCUUUGCUCCUACUGAACUCACAUUUCUACCGCGUGACGAGAUUGUACCAGGAGAAGGACAGCAACAUCGCGUGCCUCCACUUGGGAACAAGGACAUGGUCAAUGGUAACAACAAUCAUGCUGCUAAUAAUGAUGCGGAGGCGAAUAUUGAUAAAAAGAGUUACAACAGCACUCAAGAGAAUCCUUCAAUCACUGGCAUUCCAGCGAGGAUGAUGGGAGGUGUGGACUAUGCUGGCAUGCGCAUGCCUAGUCUGGCUUACGACAAUGCUUCUGCUGGCAUUCCAGGGCUUACACAUCCUACAACAGCGGCUAGUGCGGCUGCCUUAGGAUCUAGUGGAGGAGGAGGGUUUGACAACCUUGUGAGUGCUAUUCUGGGACACAAUGCCGCUCCUCGAGGAGAUUCGACUUCUGUUAAGACCGAAACCAGAGAGAUGUUCAAAAAGACAAAUGAAAAACGCGAGGAGAGGCCGCGUGGACCUUUUUUUUCCUAGGGACCGACGCUGUCUGAUGGAGGGACCACUUAAGAUGAAUACAAACAAUUAUCGUUCUCUAAAUCUACAAACGGCAGUCCUGGUGCGAAGAAGACAGUGGAAUCAGUGGAGAGCAAGCCUGCUGUAGAAGACCUGAAUCUGCUACGUCCGAAAGCAAAGAAUAAUGGCGAAUGGAAGCCGACCCUACGAUUGAAGAAGAAAACAUGAUAGACGUGCCCAGAACAAGUGACAAAUUGUGCUGGUAAGGGUCGAAUGAAGCAUAUCACUUCCAAGAUUUGAAUGAGGUCACUGUGCGCCUCGUAAUGACAUCAAGACCGACGUGUAAUGGUCUUCAAGAGCAUUCUGUCCCUUUUGACCUCUACAAAUUUUUGUAGCCUUCAUCGUUUAACUCACUCACGUGAAAAAAAAACAUCCUAGCAGUUACGUCAUGCCAUGUUCAUAAUAAGGUACGUACUCAUGCUAUAGUUGUGUAAGUCCUCAUGCCCUCCCACGAUCAUAUUGCUUGUUGCUUGUUGUUGAUAGAUCAAGUUCAAGAUCCCUUUGGCUGUUUUGAAGUAGGAACCUGAGCAAAGCUUUCAGUCUCUAUAUAAUGAAGUCGUCCUGCUCAACAUGCUACACCAUUCAAAUAUGGAUGUCUUACUGGACUCUCCAUCGAAUUGUUUUACUGUAGACUUUUUACGUGAUCUUGUUGAAACUUAUCCUUGAAACGACUCUAGCAGCUGCUUGUGAGUGUAGGAGGAAACACUGCGAGAAGGUGUUUCUCUGACUGGGAAGAUUCCUGGAGCGACCCUGUUGUCAGAUUGGCGAGUUUCGCUAACAAAACCGCUUCGUAAAAAUGGAAGAAAAAUCGGCAAGACCAAGAAGACAAGCAGGGUGAUGAUUUCACCAAGGGAGGUGGUCCCAAAAGAUGGGACUUAGAGUUUUGGUGACUAUAUCACUUGAUAUUAAAGAUAGGGCCGAUGUAACCGUGCAAAAAGAAAACGUAGCGAAG
Molecule: messenger RNA, 2777 nt
Organism: Amoebophrya sp. A25
Lineage: Eukaryota; Dinophyceae; Syndiniales; Amoebophryaceae
Source: the annotation of a GenBank genome assembly